Molecule: messenger RNA, 2641 nt
Organism: Drosophila obscura
Lineage: Eukaryota; Metazoa; Arthropoda; Insecta; Diptera; Drosophilidae
Gene: Rph
Product: rabphilin-3A
Exons: 5
Coding region: 313-2196 (627 amino acids)
Biological process (GO): intracellular protein transport
Cellular component (GO): membrane
Molecular function (GO): small GTPase binding
Source: RefSeq, a predicted model, not a curated record
AGACGACGCAUAUCAGCGCCAGCGUGCGCACUUGGACGUGCCUCCUGCGUGCUUUUCCAUUUCGUUCCUGUUGCCAUUUCAUUUCGUUCGUUCGGGGCCGCAAAAUAACAGUGAACAGCUACUAACAAUAACAACGCUGCAGAUUGAUAUAGGGAGGGAGAGUGAGUGCGCCGCGCCUAUCUGCAGGCAAUGAUUCCUGUUGUUUACUUUGAUUGAGAUCCACAUUAUUCGAGAGCGGAGCGGGAGGGAAAUAAACAUCAUUGCAGACCGAAAACCAGCCAAAAACAUAUCACCCGAUUAUAAUGUGACAAGAUGGACUUCCAGAACUGCAAUAACACGGCCAAUAAGUUCGUCUGUCCCAGCGACAGGCAGCUGGCCCUGCGUGCCAAGUUGAGAGCCGGCUGGAGCAGUUCAAAGACCAGUGAACCCUUGCGUCCCGAGGAGCAGGAGGCAAUCAUAUCCGUGAUACGGCGCAAUGAGGAGAUCGAGAUUGCCGAACGGCAGCGGGUCGGCCGUCUGGUGGAGCGUGUCGAAAAGAUCAAGCAGCAUGCUGUCGAACGGGGCCCCAACUGUUGUCGCCUCUGCGGCGACACCUUUGGGCUGCUGCGGCCACAUCGUAUCAUCUGUGAGGACUGCCGCCAGUCCGUUUGCACCAAGUGCAGCGUGGACAUCAAUAUCCGGUAUCACACCAGCGAGCGGACCCGGGAGAUUUGGCUCUGUCGCAUCUGCUCGGAGACGCGUGAGAUGUGGAAGAAAUCGGGGGCCUGGUUCUUCAAGGGCCUGCCCCGGUACGAAACACCGCGCAGUGCCAGCGCCACGCCUACCCCCACACCAGGAGGGAUGGCAUCCAUGGCAGGAGACACGCGAGCUGUGCACAGCUGCCACGUAACGCCGACGCGGCCGGCACGGGUCAAGAAGCUGACGAUAAGGGUCAACGACAGCAGUUCCAGCAGCGGUAUCUCCGAGCCGGAGGAUGAGCUGGACGGUGCAGGUGGAGGUGCCAAGGGCACGGCCGUGGACAGGCUGCAGAGAGAGAACAGCUUCCGGCUGCGGGCAUAUGGCUCCAUACGGAGUUUCAUCGACGGUGGUGAGCGAAAGCUGUCGAACUCCUUCUUCUUCGGCCGGCAGCAGAGCCACCGGCCGUCAGAGUGCACCGACUACGACAGCAUCAGCCUUUUAAACGGCUCGGCGGUGGCCCAGCUGCGCCGUGAGAGCAGCUCCCUGCGCCGCAAUUCGGUCAGCUCCUCCUGGUCCAUCAGCGAAAGCUCUGGCUCCGGUAAUUCCGGCACCCAAUCCCAAUACACCCAAUCCCAGCAACAGCAUUGUCGGGAUCCGCUGCUCGGCUGGCUGGAGAUAGCCAUCAACUAUAGGGAGAACUUCCAUAGCCUCGACUGCAUAAUGGUGCGGGCACGGGACCUGCCCGCCAUGGAUGCCUCUGGACUGACCGAUCCUUACUGCAAGCUGAACAUAAUUACGCCCGAGGCGCUCACCAAAUACACGCGCUGGCAGCGCACCAAGACCGUGCACAAGACACGCAAUCCAGAGUUUAACGAAACCCUCCAGUUUGUCGGCGUAGAGCCAGAGGAGCUGGGCAACUCCCUGCUGUAUGUGGCCCUCUUCGAUGACGAUAAGUACGGGCACGAUUUCCUGGGUGCGGCCAAGGUCUGCCUCUCUACGGUGCACAGCACAUCACAGUACAGGGUCUCGGUGCCACUGGGCGUGGAGGAUCAGUACAGCAACGCGGCGGAAACGGCCCAGGAGUGGCCCAAUGGAAAAAUUCUGAUCUCCCUGUGCUACAAUACCAAGCGGCGGGUGCUGGUCGUGAAUGUGAAGCAGUGUACCGAUCUGAUGGCCAUGGAUAACAACGGUAGCUCUGAUCCCUUUGUCAAGCUUCAGCUCAAACCGGAUGCACACAAGAACAAAAAGCACAAGACGAGCGUCAAGUGGCGGACUCUGAACCCGAUCUACAACGAGGAGUUCUGCUUUGAGGCGAGUCCCCACGAUCUCAAUAAGGAGAUGCUCAUUGUGACCGUGUGGGACAAGGAUCUGGGCAAGAGCAACGACUUCCUGGGCAGCCUACAGCUGGGGGCCCAGAGCAAGGGCGAACGCCUCCAGCAAUGGCACGACUGCAUCCGAUUACCGGACCACUUUCAUGAGAAGUGGCAUUGCCUGGCCCCUGACAAUCCCGCCCACUAGCUCCAAACAUACACAUAAAUACUAGUCAUAUAUAUAACAUAUAUAUUAUAUAAACAAUACAUGCAUAUAUAUAUGUAUAUAUUUUUGAUAUGCCCGCCUGAGUGUUUGUGUCAGACAGAGAGAGAGAGGAAUAGAAAGAGAGAGUGCUCUUGUGUAUCUGCUUUCCGAAAUCUCGUAUAUAACCUCAAUUUUUCUAUAUCUGUUAUAAAUACUUUCGGCUCUUAUCGGCAUUUUUGUAUACAUACUAGCUUUGUUUAAGUGUCCUUAUCAAGGGUUAACCAACAUCAAAAUCAUUUCGAUUUAUUGCUAAAUUCAAUUUAUAAUCAAAAUUAAUUAUUUAUGUACUUAAAUACAUAUAUCGAAAUAAAUAUAGGGAUAAAGUUGAAAUUCUUGCAUCCAUCAGGAACUAAUGGUGCUCAGUUCAAACUUCUUCUUCCGUUCAGAU